AUGGCUCCCUCUCACCGUCGUGGACCUUGGGUCCCCGAAGAAGACCAGUUGCUCUUGCAACUCGUUCGCGAACAAGGCCCCAACAACUGGGUCCGUAUCUCCCAGCACAUGCACUUCCGCUCGCCUAAGCAAUGUCGGGAACGUUUCCACCAGAACCUGAAGCCAUCCUUGAACCGGGAACCCAUUUCGGCAGAUGAGGGCCUCAUGAUCGAACGCAUGGUCAACGAGAUGGGCAAGCGCUGGGCUGAGAUCGCCCGCCGUCUCGGCAACCGCAGUGACAAUGCCGUCAAGAACUGGUGGAAUGGCAGCAUGAACCGCAAGCGCCGCGGCCUUUCUUCGCCCACCAUCUCGCGCACCUUCAGUGGCCGCAUCGAAGCACCAUAUGUUCGUGCAUCGGUAAUCAGUCCAUCUCGCCCGCGCUUCAGCACUCGUCCAUGGGCCGACUCCGAGUCGAGCAGUGAGGAGGCCUUCUCGCACUCCCGCCGGGAGUCCAUGUCCACCACCCGCCAACUCUCGCCCAUCUAUACCUUGCCUUCUAUCAACCGACCUAUUGAGACUCCCUUGACUUCGCCCGCUUUCUCAGAGACCUCCAACGCUACUUCCGCCGAACCUCCUUCUAUGGUGUCUGACCACAACUCGGUCUGCUCUUCAUCUCCUCGCACUCUUCCUUCUCCUCAGCUCCUCCCUCUCCCCGUGGACAUGCGCGUGCAAUAUGAUGUUCGUCGUCCCAGCGUUGCCUCUGUUCAUGUGGUCGACGACUCGCCACAAAGCUACCCCGUCCGCUCACUCGAGUCACUCUCCGACCUUGCGUCGAAACGGCGCUGGAUGGAGCACCAAACUACACUGGCCUCGUGGCACCAGCCUACCGAGUCUGUUCCUCAGCCAUGGCAAUCAAGGCCAGAACCCGCGCGUGACACCCGGAUGGGCGUCAACAACCUGCUCAACUAG
Molecule: messenger RNA, 948 nt
Organism: Penicillium argentinense
Lineage: Eukaryota; Fungi; Ascomycota; Eurotiomycetes; Eurotiales; Aspergillaceae
Gene: flbD
Product: putative MYB family conidiophore development protein FlbD
Exons: 1
Coding region: 1-948 (315 amino acids)
Biological process (GO): mitotic cell cycle; positive regulation of transcription by RNA polymerase II
Cellular component (GO): nucleus
Molecular function (GO): DNA-binding transcription factor activity, RNA polymerase II-specific; RNA polymerase II cis-regulatory region sequence-specific DNA binding
Source: RefSeq, a predicted model, not a curated record